Molecule: messenger RNA, 6016 nt
Organism: Oryctolagus cuniculus (rabbit)
Lineage: Eukaryota; Metazoa; Chordata; Mammalia; Lagomorpha; Leporidae
Source: RefSeq, a predicted model, not a curated record
ACAAAGAAGUGCAGCUGCCAGAUGGAAUGGUGAGGAUAUGCUUAGUUUGGUGAGAAACUGCCAAACUGUCUCAGGGUGGCUAUACCCUUUUUUGCAUUCCUGCUGGCAACGAAUGAAAGUUCUUGUUGUCCCACAUCCUUAUUGACAUUUGGUGUUGUCUGUGUUUUGCAUUUUGGACAUUCUGAUAGCUGUGUAGUAAUAUCUCUUUGUUGUUUUAAUUUGUAGUUCCUUAAUAAUAUGUGAUAAGGAACAUCUUCUCAUAUAUGCAUUUGACAUCUGUAUAACUUAUUUGAUGAGAUACAUAUUCAGGUCUUUGGCCUAUUUGGCCUAUUUGGCCUUUAAUCCAGUUGUUUGUAUUCUGAUUGUUAAGUUCUAAGGGUUCUUUUUAAAUUUUGGAUGAGUACUUUAUCAGAAAUGUCUUUUGCAAAUAUUAUCUCCCAGAUUGUAGUCUUCUCAUCCUCUUUAUGGUGACUUUCACAAAGCAGAAAUUUUUAAAGCCCAGUUUGUUAAUUAUCUCUUUCAUGGAUCAUUCCCCUGAUAUUAUAUCUGAAAAGUCAUUGCCAUAACCAAGGUCAUCUAGGUUUUCUCUUAUGUUAGCUUUUAGGAUUUUUAUAAUUUUGCAUUUUAUAAUCAAGCCUGUGAUCCAUUUUGAGUUAAUAUUUGUGAAAAGUAUAAGGUCUAUGUUAAUUUUUAUGCUUUUUAUGGAGACUACUAGUCCUACUAUCAUUUGUUGAAAAGAAAAAGACUCCUUUUUCCAUUUUAUGGCCUUUACUCUUUUGUCAAAAAUCAGUCGACUAUAUUUAUAUGGAUCUGUUUUGGGGCUUUCUAGUCUGUUCCAUUGAUAUGUUUGUCUUUUUUCCCCCAUACCUCACUCUUUUGCAUACUGUAGCUUUAUAGUAAGUCUUAAAUUGAGUAGUGUCAAUUGACUAGUUUGUAUUUGUUGUCCAUCUAUAUAAGCUUUAUAACCAGUUGUCAAUAUCUGCAAAAUAAGUUGCUAAUAAAUUGACUAGGAUUACAUUGACACUGAAGAUCAAGUUGGGAAGACUUGAUGUCGGCAAUUUUGAACUUCUUGCUUUUGAAUAUAUACUAUCUCUCAAUGUAUUUAGUUCUUCAAUUUCUUUCAUCAUAUUUUUUAGUUUUCCUCAUAUUUAUAUCUUUUUAAAAAAAUUUAUUUGUUGGGGCCAGCACUGUGGCAUAGCAAGUAAAGUCGCCAACUGCAGCACCAGCAUCCCAUAUGGACACCAGUUCAAGUCCCCACUGUUCCACUUCGGAUCCAGCUCUCCGCUAAUGCUCCUGGGAAAGCAAUGGAACAUGGCCCAACAGCUUGGGCUUGCACUCACGUGGGAGACCUGGAAGAAACUCCUGGCUCCAGAUCAGUGCAACUCUGACUGGCCAUUUAGAGAGUAAACCAGUGGAUGGAACAGCGCUCUCACUCGCUCGCUCGCUCUCUCUCUUUCUCUUUCUCUCUCUCUGUAACUGCCUAUCAAAUAAAUAACUCCUUAUUUAUUUAUUUAUUUGAAAGGGUUUUCAAAUAAAGAUUUAUUUAUGUGAAAGGCGGAGUUAGAGAUGGGGGGAAGAGGAGAGAGAGAGAGACAGACACAGAGAGAAUAUCUUCCAUACAUUAAUUCACUCCCAAAUGGCUACAACAGCCAGUGCUAGGUCAGGCCAAAACCAGGAGCUUGGAAAUCCAUCCAGGUCUCCCACAUGAAUAGUAGGGGCCCAGAUACUGUGGCCACCUACUAUUGCUUUCCCAGGUACAUUAGCAGGGAGCUGGAGCAGUAGUGGAGCAGCCAGGACUUGAACCAGCACUCAUAUGGGAUGUCAGUUUCACAGGCAGUAGCUCAACCUGCUGUGCCACAAUGCCAGCCCUCCUCAUAAAUAUCUUUUUACAUAUUUUAAAUUUGUGUGCAUAUAUAUACACACACACACAAUCAUGCACUUCAGAGUGACAAUUAUAAUGGUGGUCUCAUAAGAUUAUUGCUUAGGGAUAUCAUAGUCAUCUUAGUUUGUCUAAGUGCACUCUAUGAUGUAGAAACAAUAACAAAAUAAUCUGACAAUGCAUUUCUCAGGCUGUUUCCUUGUCUUCAAGUGACUUGACUGUAUAUAAUUUUUGUGGGUGCUACUGUAAAUGAUACUGUAUUUUUAAUUUUGCUAGUAUUUAGGAAAUGGACUGACUUGUAUAUACUAGCCAUGUAUCUUGUAACCUUGCUACAAUUACCUAUUAGUUCUAGGAGGUUUUCUUGUUGUUGAUUCUUUCAAAUUUUCUAUAUAGACAGUCAUGUCAUACAUGAGCAAAGAUAGUUUUUUUUUUUUAAGAUUUAUUUAUUUGAAAGGCAGAGUUACAGAGAGGCAGAGCAGAAAAAAGAUAGAGAGAGGUCUUCCAUCCGCUGGUUCACUCCCCAGUUGGCCACAAUAGUUGAAGCUGGGCUGAUCCGAAGCCAGGAGACAGGAGCUUCUUCCAAGUCUCCUACGCAGGCACAGGGGCCCAAGGACUUGGGCCAUUUUCCACUGUCUUCCCAUAGCAGUGGCUGGAUAGGCCAUAGCAGAGAGCUGGAUCAGAAAAGUAGUAGGCCGAUACCACGGCUCACUAGGCUAAUCCUCCGCCUGGGUGCCAGCACUCCGGGUUCUAGUCCCAGUCGAGGCACCGGUUCUGUCCCAGUUGCUCCUCUUCCAGUCUAGCUCUCUACUGUGGCCCAGGAAGGCAGUGGAGGAUGAUGGCCCAAGUGCUUGGGCGCCUGCACCCACAUGGGAGACCAGGAAGAAGCACCUGGCUCCUGGCUUUGGAUCGGCACAGCGCGCCAGGCGUAGCAGCCAUUUGAGGGGUGAACCAAUGGAAGGAAGACCUUUCUCUCUGUCUCUCACUGUCUAACUCUGCCUGUCAAAAAAAAAAGUAGUAGGCGGGACUCGACCUGGCACCCGAAUGGAAUGCCAGCACUACAGGCAGCAGUUUUACCCACUGUGCUAUAGCACUGGCCCUUAUUUGUUUCUUAAUGUAUGUACCGUUUAUUUUAUUUUCUCCUCUUACUGUGUUAGCUAGGACUUCCAUAUGUUGAAAACCAGUUGUGCAAGGGCAGAUUCUCACCCUGUUCUUAACUCUAUCAGGAAAGCUUCUAGUUUUUCAUGAUUAAGUAUAAUAUUAAUUAUAGGGUUUUUGGGAUUAGCCUUUAUCAAGCUGAGGAAAUUCUCAUCUAUUCUUAUUUUAUCUUUUAUUGUGAGUUCUCUUCAUAAAAAGAUGUUGGAGUUGGUCAAGAGAUUUUUUAUGUCUACUGGUACAAUCACUUUUUUUACUUGUUGAUAUGAUGUUCCCUUUCAUUUUCCAGUUUUUUUUUUUAAAUCCCUGCUUUUCUGUUUCAUGAGUUUCUACUGACAUAUCCUGAAACUUAGAGCUGCUUUCUUCAGUCAUGUCCAGUCUACUAAGAAGUCCAUCAAAGACAUUCUUCAUUUCUGUUAGCCUUUUUGAUCUAUAUUGUUGGGGGAUUUCUAUUUCUGUUUUCAUUGCAUGUUGUCUACAUUUUCCAUUAGAGCCCUUGGCAAAGUAAUCAUAGUUGUUUUAAAUUCAUGGUCUGAUAAACACAACAUCCCUGCCUUAUCUGAGUGCUGUUCUGUCUCUUCAGGCUGUUUUUUGCCUUUUAAUAUGCCUUGUAAUUUUUGUUGAAAGCCAGAUAUUACAAGUAUGUGUCAGAUCAAAGCAACUCUAGUAAACUGGUGUUAAUGAUGGGGUGAUAAAGUAUGUGUGUUUGAGGACGGUGGUCGGGGGAGGAACUAUUUUUUGGCUCUGUGAUUAUGUCUCAGUGUUUUAGUGGCCCAUGCCCCAGACUGUGCACUUUGCAAGUGUUUCUCGGUUCCCUGCGUCUCAGGUAGGAUAGGCUGGAUGAAGAGGGCUGAAAUUGGGCAUUUUCUUUUCUCCUGUAGGGAAGGUUACAAAGGACUGAAGCUCUGUAUUUCCCUUCCCCCACAUUGGUUAGGCUCUGGUAAAAUAUUUUUUCUGGAAGGUAAAUCUUGAUAAGAUUAGAAUGCUUUGGUGUAUGUAUCUCAAAUGGUUGUUUUCCCUCUUCCAGAAGCACAAGGGGACUUUCCUAGAAUAUUCACUGUGACAACCUGGUAGCGCUCGUGGAGGCAGAACUCACAAGUGUGCCCCCUUCCUGGGUCGGACUCUCUACUACAGUUGUUAAGUCUUGGACUUGUCCACAUUGGAAGCACCAACAAUUUGACAAUUACAGUUCAGCUUUUCCUGCCCUGGUGUUGGUUCCCUGGGGCAGUUUCUGCUCCAAUUUGUUGUUAAUCUCUGUGUCUGCCUAUAGGUUUCUCUAAUAAUGGAGACAGAAGUUUAUCUUAGGGUCUUACUUAUCUGACAGGCCUAAGAAAGUUGUUGAUUUUUCACUUUGUUCUGUUUUUCACAUUAGGACAGAAUGAUAACUUCCAAGUUCCUUACAUUCCAAACCAGAAACCCAAGUCCAGAGGUUUAAACUUUAAAUAUGGUAUCUGGGAAAAACUUCAUCAAAAAGUUGGCCAAAGAGUAUGGUCCUGUUUACACCCUGUACCUUGGACCCUGGCCUGCUGUGGUCUUGCAUGGCUAUGACGCGGUGAAGGAAGCUCUGAUCAACCAGGGUGAUGAAUUUCAGGACAGAGGACGUUUUCCUAUUAUUGAUGAUACCCUGAAAGGAUACGGAAUCAUUUUCAGUCACGGAGAGAGGUGGAAGCACAUGCGUCGCUUCACCCUGACGACCCUGAGGAACUUUGGCAUGGGGAAGAGGAGCAUCGAGGAGAGGGUCCAGGAGGAAGCCCGCUGCCUGGUGGAGGCGUUCAGGAAAACGGAAGCUCAGCCCUUCGACCCCACCUUCAUCCUCUCUUGCGCUCCCUGCAACGUGAUCUGCUCCAUCCUCUUCAGUGAGCGUUUCCAGUAUGAGGACAAGACGUUCCUCUUCCUCAUGGAGUUGUUACAGGAAAAUUUUAAACAAAUAAACUCCCGAUGGUGCCAGAUUUAUAAUCUCUGGCCAGCACUCAUGAGGUAUUUCCCUGGAAAACACAAAGAAUUCUCAGAAAGAAUUAAUGACAUUAAAUACUUCAUUCUGGAAAAAAUAAAGGAACAUCAAGAAUCCUUGGAUCAGAAUAACCCUCGGGAUUAUAUUGACUGUUUCCUCAGCAGAAUGGAGCAGGAGAAACAUAACCCAGGGACUGAAUUUGACUUGGAGAACUUAGUAGUCUGUGGAUCUAAUCUGUUUACAGCGGGAACAGAAACAACCAGUACCACCCUGAGAUUUGGGCUCUUGCUCCUCAUGAAAUACCCAGAAGUGCAAGCCAAAGUUCAGGAAGAAAUUGAUCGUGUGAUUGGAAGAAAUCAAAUGCCCUGCAUGAGUGACAAGAUGAAGCUGCCCUAUACCGAGGCCAUGUUGCAUGAGAUCCAAAGAUAUAUCACGCUCCUUCCUUCGAAUCUGCCCCAUGCUGUGGCCCAGGACACAAAAUUCAGACAAUACGUCAUCCCCAAGGGCACUACUAUACUCCCAUUGCUGUCUUCAGUCCUGUUUGAUGGCAAAGAGUUUCCCAACCCAGAGAAGUUUGACCCAGGACACUUUCUGGACAAAAAUGGCUGCUUUAGGAAAACAGACUACUUUGUGCCUUUUUCCCUUGGGCAUGCACCUGUCAAAACUCUGGUUCCAGACACGUCCCAGCAGAAGGCAGACUGGACAUCAACAUUACAAGCCACCAAGGGGAGAAGGAAGAUCCUAGUACCAAACGAGGCUGGAACAGGGGGAAUUGGGCCACUUACGAGCUACCAGUGCUUUCCCAUGACUCUUGGAAUAAAACCUGAACUCGCCAGGCAAAUGGUAUGCACGCUCGCCUCUUCAGUCCACCAAGCUCCCCACUCAGCAGCAGCUGUCCACUCCUGAAGCAGCUGGAACUGGAUGGGCCAAAGCCAGGAGCCAGGAACUCCAUCCAGGUCUCCCACGAGAGUGGCAGCAACCCAGCUCAUCACCCCCGUGACCUUUCGCCACCACCGCUACGAUGACCUGGUGCG